Molecule: messenger RNA, 1168 nt
Organism: Chrysochloris asiatica (Cape golden mole)
Lineage: Eukaryota; Metazoa; Chordata; Mammalia; Afrosoricida; Chrysochloridae
Gene: PPM1K
Product: protein phosphatase, Mg2+/Mn2+ dependent, 1K
Exons: 6
Coding region: 53-1168 (371 amino acids)
Biological process (GO): protein dephosphorylation
Molecular function (GO): protein serine/threonine phosphatase activity; cation binding
Source: RefSeq, a predicted model, not a curated record
CAUUAUUGUUCCACUGGCCUUUCCCUCGGUACUAAGACCCCUGGAGCUGAGUAUGUCAACAGCUGCCUUGAUUACUUUGGCUAGAAGUGGUGGUAACCAGGUGAGAAGAGUGCUGCUCAGUUCCCGCCUGCUACAGGACGACCGGCGGGUGACACCCACGUGCCACAGUUCCACCUCAGAGCCCAGGUGUUCUCGGUUUGACCCAGACGGUAGUGGUCGUCCAGCCACCUGGGACAGUUUUGGAAUCUGGGAUAACCGCAUUGAUGAGCCAAUUCACCUGCCACCCAGCAUUAAGUAUGGCAAACCAAUUCCCAAAAUCAGCUUGGGAAACGUGGGCUGUGCCUCACAGCUUGGCAAACGGAAAGAGAAUGAAGACCGUUUUGACUUUGCUCAGUUAACCGAGGAGGUGCUAUACUUUGCAGUGUAUGAUGGACAUGGGGGACCUGCAGCCGCUGAUUUCUGUCACACCCACAUGGAGAAAUGCAUUAUGGAUUUGCUUCCUAAGGAGAAGAACUUGGAAACUCUGUUGACUAUGGCUUUUCUAGAAAUAGAUAAAGCUUUUUCGAGGCACGCCCAACUGUCUGCUGACGCAACCCUUCUGACCUCUGGGACGACUGCAACAGUAGCCCUGUUGCGAGAUGGUAUUGAACUGGUUGUAGCCAGUGUUGGGGACAGCCGGGCUAUAUUGUGUAGAAAAGGAAAACCCUUGAAGCUGACUAUUGACCAUACUCCAGAAAGGAAAGAUGAAAAAGAAAGGAUCAAGAAAUGUGGUGGCUUUGUAGCUUGGAAUAGUUUGGGACAGCCUCAUGUAAAUGGCAGACUUGCAAUGACAAGGAGUAUUGGAGAUUUGGAUCUCAAAGCCAACGGUGUGAUAGCAGAACCUGAAACAAAGAGGAUUAAGCUCCAUCAUGCUGACGACAGCUUCCUGGUCCUCACUACAGAUGGGAUUAACUUCAUGGUGAAUAGUCAAGAGAUUUGUGAUUUUGUUAAUCAGUGCCACGAUCCCAGCGAAGCAGCCCACGUGGUGACUGAACAGGCAAUACAGUAUGGUACAGAAGAUAACAGUACUGCGGUAAUCGUGCCUUUUGGUGCCUGGGGGAAAUACAAGAACUCCGAAAUCAACUUCUCCUUCAGCAGAAGCUUUGCUUCCAGUGGACGAUGGGCCUGA